Molecule: messenger RNA, 783 nt
Organism: Thermothelomyces thermophilus ATCC 42464
Lineage: Eukaryota; Fungi; Ascomycota; Sordariomycetes; Sordariales; Chaetomiaceae
Exons: 2
Coding region: 353-754 (133 amino acids)
Biological process (GO): DNA repair
Molecular function (GO): methylated-DNA-[protein]-cysteine S-methyltransferase activity
Source: RefSeq, a predicted model, not a curated record
UCUCUGCAAUAAUUAACCACUUUAUCUCCCCAGUCACAAAUACAUUGGAUUGACGAGCUCGCCCUAAGAUCACCGCAGUUUCGCUCCCGAGAAGUCACACAAGCUCUCGGAAAGCGGGCACAAGGCAGAACGGCAGGAGAAGGGAACGAGACGAGGCGAGACCAUGGCAACCACCACGACAGUUUCAACAACAGCAAGAGCAACAGCAACAACAACUACAACUACAACGGCAGUGACGGCGACCGCAACAACGAGGACAGGAACACGAACAAGAGCCACCACCACCCGGACCGCCCGGACCACCCGGACCACCCGGACCACCCGGACAAGCACCAAGCCAACAACAACAAGGAUGCCGCCGCCCAACAACAGCAGCAGCAAGAUCCCGCUGCCCCCGCCCCUUCUCGCCUCCCCGCGCGGCACCGCUUUCGAGCGCGCCGUCUGGAGCCUGACCUACCAGAUCCCGCGGGGCUCCUUCAGCACCUACGCCCUGCUGGCCGCGCGCCUCGGGUCGUCGCCGCGGGCCGUCGGCAACGCGCUGAGGCGGAACCCCUUUGCUCCCGCGAUUCCCUGCCACCGCGUGGUAGCAACGGGCGGCACGCUCGGCGGGUUCAAGGGCAAGAUUGGCCGGCGCGAUGGCGAGGGCAUCACGCUGGCCGAGAAGCGGGCGCUGCUCCGCAAGGAAGGCGUCAAGCUGGAAGGGGAUGGGCCCAAUGUUCGCGUGCUGGGGACGCCCUUCGCCGGCUUUGUUUGACUGCCCGCUUCUCCUCCGUGUCCGCGCUU